AAAAAAAACAUUAUUGUCUGUGGUUUGCUAGCGUCGUUUUGCAUUUUUUUGCAGGCAGUUUGUGUAAAUCAAUAUCGUAAAAUCAAUGAAGUGUUGGUAAUAACUACUCUCAAAACGACUGGAAAAUUAUGGUUGAUCACCAGACGUGAUUUGUUUGUGACAUUUUAAGUGACUUCAAAUAGUGCUAAUCAGGAUGCACCGUCGCGGCGGGAAACGCAUCCGAAUGGAUGAUCCACCACCGGAGUACGCAAAUCCGACCACUCCUGCAACACCAGCGACGGACUAUGGCGGUCAAUCGGUGCACGAGCCUGAACCGAAUCGGUUAGGUUUCGACGGAGGAGCCGGUGAACCCGUUCGGGAGGAGGCUGAGGAGUCUCACCACGAAGAAGAGGAAGUUCGCUCGCCAUCGCCGGCGCCCACCAAGCGCAUCACUCGCAGUCGCGGGCGAGGCGCUGACGGCGGAGGCUACGUGGGUCGGCUGGCGGAGUCCCCGCCGCCCCCGCCGGUGCGCCGGCGGCCGCGCGGUGGAGGCGCCCGAGGCAGGGGCAAGGGGCGUGCGGCAGCCCCGCCUCCGGCAUAUUCACCUCCCCCGGUGCUGUUGCCUGGUGAUGAUGAAAACAGUCUGUACAACAUCCUCCGAUUUAACAGAACUGCUAUCAAUCAAGUAGUGGACAUGUGGAUCGAGGAGUACAAGACCAACCGUGAGAGCGCGCUGGUGCAGCUGAUGCAAUUCUUCAUCAACUCCUCCGGCUGCCGCGGCAAGGUCACGCCCGACAUGGCUCAGAUGGACCACACCCUCAUCAUCAAAAAGAUGACACAAGAGUUUGAUGAGGAAAGUGGAGAGUACCCGUUAAUAAUGUCUGGACAGACAUGGAAGAAAUUCCGGGCCAACUUUUGUGAAUUUAUCCAGACACUAGUAAAAAUGUGCCAGUACUCCAUAAUAUAUGACCAGUUUCUCAUGGAUAACAUCAUAUCCCUGCUCACAGGACUUUCUGAUUCACAAGUGAGAGCCUUUAGGCACACAGCCACCCUUGCAGUGAUGAAGCUGAUGACAGCUCUGGUGGACGUGGCGCUGCUGACGAGCGUGAACUGCGACAACUGCCUGCGCCAGUACGAGGCCGAGCGGCUGAAGGCGCGGGACAAGCGCGCCAGCGAGCGCCUCGAGGUGCUGGUGGCCAAGCGGCAGGAGCUGGAGGAGAACAUGGAGGAGAUCAAGAACAUGCUCUCCUACAUGUUCAAGUCCGUGUUCGUGCACAGAUACAGGGAUACACUGCCUGACAUCCGGGCGAUCACAAUGGCUGAGAUAGGCAUCUGGAUGGAGAAGUUCCCGGCGCACUUCCUCGACGAUCUCUAUCUCAAGUACAUUGGCUGGACUCUGCACGACAAGGUGGGCGAGGUGCGGCUGCGCUGCCUGCAGGCGCUGCAGCCGCUGUACGAGUGCGAGGAGCUGAAGGGCAAGCUGGAGCUGUUCACGUCCAAGUUCAAGGACCGUAUCGUGUCCAUGUCACUCGACAAGGAGACCGACGUCGCCGUGCACGCCGUCAGGCUCGUCAUCGCCAUACUCAAAAUGCACCCGGACGUGCUGACGGACAAGGACUGCGAGAACGUGUACGAGCUGGUGUACUCGUCGUGGCGGGCCGUGGCGGCGGCGGCGGGCGAGUUCCUCAACGUGCGGCUGUUCCGCGCCGACGACGCGCCGGCCGCGCCCGUGCGCUCGCGCCGCGGCAAGCAGCGCCUGCCCAACACGCCGCUCGUGCGCGACCUCGUGCAGUUCUUCAUCGAGUCCGAGUUGCACGAGCACGGCGCGUACCUGGUGGACUCGCUGAUCGAGUCCAACCCCAUGAUGAAGGACUGGGAGUGCAUGACCGACCUGCUGCUGGAGGAGGCCGGCCCGGGCGAGGAGGCGCUCGACAACCGCCAGGAGUCGUCGCUGAUCGAGCUGAUGGUGUGCUGCGUGCGGCAGGCCAGCACCGGCGAGCCGCCUGUCGGCCGCGGAGCCUCGCGCAAGCAGCACCAGGCGCUCAGCAAGGAGCAGGCCAAGAUGGUGAGCGACGACCGCUCGAAGAUGACGGCGCACUUCAUCGCCACGCUGCCGGCGCUGCUGGACAAGUUCGGCGCCGACCCCGAGAAGCUGUCCAACCUCGUCUCCAUCCCGCAGUACUUCGACCUCGAGCUCUACACCACGCAGCGCCAGGAGGGGAACCUGACCCUUCUGCUGAACAAGAUCCGCGAGAUCGUCAGCGUGCAGACGGAAGCGGAGGUGGUGGAGGCGUGCGGGCGCACACUCGAGUACCUGUGCAGCGAGCAGUGCGGCGUCUACACGCGCUGCAACGUGGCGCGCGCCACCAUCACCGACAUGUGCGUCAACCGCUACAAGGAGGCCAUCGACGAGUACCGNCUGACUCACCUGACGUCACUUUCAGAAUCAGGCGAGACGCCGGACGCGGACGAGGUGUUCAACGUGGUGAACUCGCUGCGCAAGGUGUCCAUCAUGUACAUGUGCCACAACCUCAACGACACCAACAUCUGGGACUCGCUGGCCGAAGACCUGCCCAAGUGCCACACGCCCGAGCUGCUGGACCAGGCGCCGCCGCAGGCGCUGGUGUACGUGGUGCGGUCGUGCUUCUACUCGCUGCUGUGGUCGCUGCACGAGCUGGAGGAGCGGCUGGCGGCGCGCGGGCCGGCGGCGGGCGGCGCCGACGCGCUGCGCGAGCGCCUGGCGGGCUACGUGGCGCACUGCCAGGCCACCGUCGCGCGCGGCGCCACGCCCGAGCUGCGAGAGGAGGCGUACACGAGCCUGUGCGACCUGCUGAUCCUGUUCGCGGAGCAGCUGGGCGCGCACGUGGCGGGCGAGGCGGCGCGCCGGCUCGUGCUGGACUGUGACUCCGCGCUGGCCGACCUGCUAAAUGCCUUCAUCCAGGAGGUCGUCUUCGUGCACCACAACUACGACGGCCAAGACGAGAGACGCAUCGAGGAGCUGCACAAGCGGCGCAACUUCCUGGCCGCCUACUGCAAGCUCAUCGUGUACAACGUGGCGCCCAUCCGCCGCGCCGCUGACGUCUUCAAGCAUUACAUCAAGUGCUACAACGACUACGGCGACAUCAUCAAGGCGACGCUGAGCAAGGCGCGCGAGAUCAACAAGCUGAACUGCGCGCUGACCAUGGAGCUGGCCAUGCAGGCGCUGUUCCGCGACAUGCUGGCCCGCCACCGCGCGCCCAGCCGCCACACGCCCGAGUUCCUGGAGCUGAAGGAGCUGGCGAAGCGUUUCUCGGUGAUGUUCGGGCUGGACGCGGUGAAGAACCGCGAGGCGCUGGUGGCGCUGCACCGCGCCGGCAUCGCCUUCGCCGCCGUGGACGCGGCCGCCGCGCCGCCGCCGCACCUGCUGUUCCUCGAGCCGCUCGCCGAGUUCUCCAACCGCCUGCUGCGCCAGGACAAGCGACAGGUGCUCAAGUUCCUGGACUCGCGCAUCUCGCACGGCGUGCAGUGGGGCGAGGAGUGGGCGCCGCUCAGCACCUACCGCAACUCGCUGCUCACCGACUCGCCCGACGAGCGCCCGCCGCCCACGCGCAAGCACUACGCGCGCCGCGCCCGCGGUGAGUCAUGCCACACUACAGCUGGGCUGCACCGCUACUGUAACGUGGGGCGAGGAGUGGGCGCCGCUCAGCACCUACCGCAACUCGCUGCUCACCGACUCGCCCGACGAGCGCCCGCCGCCCACGCGCAAGCACUACGCGCGCCGCGCCCGCGGUGAGUCAUGCCACACUACAGCUGGGCUGCACCGCUACUGUAACGUGGGGCGAGGAGUGGGCGCCGCUCAGCACCUACCGCAACUCGCUGCUCACCGACUCGCCCGACGAGCGCCCGCCGCCCACGCGCAAGCACUACGCGCGCCGCGCCCGCGGUGAGUCAUGCCACACUACAGCUGGGCUGCACCGCUACUGUAACGUGGGGCGAGGAGUGGGCGCCGCUCAGCACCUACCGCAACUCGCUGCUCACCGACUCGCCCGACGAGCGCCCGCCGCCCACGCGCAAGCACUACGCGCGCCGCGCCCGCGGUGAGUCAUGCCACACUACAGCUGGGCUGCACCGCUACUGUAACGUGGGGCGAGGAGUGGGCGCCGCUCAGCACCUACCGCAACUCGCUGCUCACCGACUCGCCCGACGAGCGCCCGCCGCCCACGCGCAAGCACUACGCGCGCCGCGCCCGCGGUGAGUCAUGCCACACUACAGCUGGGCUGCACCGCUACUGUAACGUGGGGCGAGGAGUGGGCGCCGCUCAGCACCUACCGCAACUCGCUGCUCACCGACUCGCCCGACGAGCGCCCGCCGCCCACGCGCAAGCACUACGCGCGCCGCGCCCGCGGUGAGUCAUGCCACACUACAGCUGGGCUGCACCGCUACUGUAACGUGGGGCGAGGAGUGGGCGCCGCUCAGCACCUACCGCAACUCGCUGCUCACCGACUCGCCCGACGAGCGCCCGCCGCCCACGCGCAAGCACUACGCGCGCCGCGCCCGCGGUGAGUCAUGCCACACUACAGCUGGGCUGCACCGCUACUGUAACGUGGGGCGAGGAGUGGGCGCCGCUCAGCACCUACCGCAACUCGCUGCUCACCGACUCGCCCGACGAGCGCCCGCCGCCCACGCGCAAGCACUACGCGCGCCGCGCCCGCGGCGGGCCGGCGGAGGAGGAGGACGCGGAGGUACCGGAGGCGGGGUCGGCGCCCGAGGAGGGCGAGUCGGACGGCGACGCGGGGUGAGGCCGCCGCCGCCGCCGCCGCCGCCGCUGGCGCUCGCUGCCCAAGCCCUACCGCGGCUAGCUCCAACUUAAACCGCUUCUCCGCACGUCCCUACAUCGUUAAAAGUUCCCCACUUUGGAAAACGUGAAGUGUGGUGAAACGGUUUCGCGGUACAUCGUUAGUGGGAGACGGAAUGUGAAGUGUGGUGAAGCGGUUUCGUGGCGUUUGAGUGAAUCUGACGUUUAACGUGUCGGGUGACGACGGGCUGCUCCACCUGUACUAACACCAAAAACUUUCGACUUCGAAUCAUUUGCGUAUUCGAAAAGAAGUAUGAAAAUAUGUAUAAAUAGCACCUCCGUAACCAUCACGGAAAGUGAAC
Molecule: messenger RNA, 5115 nt
Organism: Ostrinia furnacalis (Asian corn borer)
Lineage: Eukaryota; Metazoa; Arthropoda; Insecta; Lepidoptera; Crambidae
Gene: SA1
Product: stromal antigen
Exons: 20
Coding region: 194-3751 (1185 amino acids)
Biological process (GO): sister chromatid cohesion
Cellular component (GO): nucleus; chromatin; cohesin complex
Molecular function (GO): chromatin binding
Source: RefSeq, a predicted model, not a curated record